GACCUUCUGGUCUUCCAAAUCAUGCGUGCCUCACCGAUCAACACAAUGGCCCCCCAACUUCUACAAUUCCGCCAGCUAUGGCGGUAUCCGAUAAAAGCGGUAACUCUGACGGUAGUGCUGACCACCACGGCGAUGCUAAAUCUGGUGGCGGCAGACCCACAAACCAAUCUUCUAAACAAGGGGUGCAGCCAGUACAACGCAACAAACCUCUCCAACUUCUACACUAACUUAAAUGACACAUUUUUCCAACUCCGGAGCCAGCUGUCUGGGGUGAACACCAAGUUUGCCACUGGACAGCUGGCCAAGGGUUCGGACCCGGUUUACGCCAUGGCUCAGUGCAGGGACUAUCUCUCUACGACGGACUGCGUGGCGUGCUUUGAUGUGGCGGUGGUUUUGAUACGGAACUGCACGGGUGCUAACGGCGCUAGAGUAAUUUAUGAUGGGUGCUUCCUCAGGUAUGAAAGCAGCACUUUCUACAACCAGACCACUCUCCCUGGGAAUAUGGGCAUAUGCGGCAACGACACCGCAGCUCAGCCCACGGCUUUCCAGACAGCCGCGCAAGGACUACUAACGGAUCUCGAAACGGCAACACCCAGGAUUAAUGGCUACUUCGCAGCGGCAACGAGGGAGGUGUCCGGUGGUGGCGGCACCGUCUACGCAGUGACACAGUGUGCUCAAAGUGUGAGUGAGAGUGGUUGCCUGGGUUGCUUGCAGGUGGCGUAUGGGAAUAUACAGAGUUGCCCUCCUGAUACAGAUGGGAGGGCUGUUGAUGCUGGGUGUUUCUUUAGGUACUCGGACACUGCCUUCUUUGGUGCCAAUCAGACCACUAAUAUCACCCCUUUCCUUGGAGUUGGAGGAGGAGGUUCAAGCAACAAGGAUGCCAUCAUCGGAGGGGUCGUUGGAGGUGGAGGAUGCCUUCUGCUUAUAGUUGGACUGGUUUUAUGGUAUCACCGAUCAAGAAAGGCAAAAGCAACUUCAAGAGGUGAAAUAAUAGGGGCAAGCGAGCUGCAGGGACCUACGACUUUCAGCUACAAAGAUUUGAAAUCUGCCACAAAUAAUUUCAGUAAUGAAACCAAACUAGGAGAAGGAGGGUUUGGUGAUGUAUAUAAGGGAACUCUGAAGAAUGGGAAUGUAGUUGCAGUGAAGAAGCUAGUCAUGGAAACCAGUAGAGCAAAGGCGGAUUUCGCAACUGAAGUGAAGCUAAUUAGUAACGUUCAUCAUCGGAAUCUCCUCCGGCUGCUAGGUUGUAGCACCAAAGGGCCCGAUUUACUACUCGUCUACGAUUAUAUGGAAAAUGGAAGCCUUGACCAGUUCUUAUAUGGCGAAAUGCGCGGGACCUUGAACUGGAACCAGCGGUUCGACAUAAUAUUUGGCACAGCCAGGGGUCUUGCCUAUCUACAUGACCAAUUCCAUGUCACUAUCAUACAUAGAGAUAUAAAGUGCAGCAAUAUUCUGCUGGAUCAUGAGCUCCAGCCCAAAAUCGCUGAUUUCGGGCUGGCAAGGCUUCUACCUGAGGGUCAGAGCCAUCUCAGCACCAAGUUUGCUGGAACACUGGGAUAUACUGCACCAGAAUAUGCAAUCCAUGGACAGUUGACUGAGAAGGUUGAUACCUACAGCUUCGGCAUAGUCGUCCUCGAAAUUAUUAGCGGUCGGAAGUGUAGUGAAACCAAGACUGUCGAAGACGAACCAGUUGCGGAGUAUCUCCUUGAACAGGCAUGGAAGCUGUACGAGAAUGAUUUGCACUCGAAGCUGGUAGACGAGAUCUUAGUAGUCUCGGAUGGGUACACAGAAGAAGCUGCAAAGAAAAUCAUAGAGCUUGCCUUGAUGUGCACUCAGACGCCGGCUUCUUCUCGACCCUCCAUGUCCGAAGUUGUUAUGCUUCUAAGCGAUCGCUCAAUGGAUCUCACCAUGCGGCCCGGAAGGCAUGCUUUCAUGGACAAGGAUAAGAAGAUUCGCAACGACGCAUCUACUACUCCCGACUCAUCAACUUCCAAUGCCACUGCUUCUUUCACAGAGUUCUCCGGUCGCUAGGUUUGCGUAGAAUUCUUGGCGAUAUCACGUCAUUACUUGCAAGUGCUAAAUAUCUAUAAUUAGUACGUGUGCAUUUAGGGAAAAACUGAUAUGAUUGCUCUCUAUUUGGUUUGUACGUUGUUAUAGUUAAUCGUGAUACCAUUGCUCUUUUAUGCAUUUGGAAUGGUGUAAUAUACUCCUCAAGAAGUUUAAAUUUUGAGGAGAAUAUAUACGUAUUAUUGGUGGUUGUUCCCGAAA
Molecule: messenger RNA, 2268 nt
Organism: Rhododendron vialii
Lineage: Eukaryota; Viridiplantae; Streptophyta; Magnoliopsida; Ericales; Ericaceae
Product: cysteine-rich receptor-like protein kinase 3
Exons: 8
Coding region: 22-2031 (669 amino acids)
Biological process (GO): protein phosphorylation
Molecular function (GO): protein kinase activity; ATP binding
Source: RefSeq, a predicted model, not a curated record